This is a messenger RNA of Harpia harpyja (harpy eagle), 7201 nucleotides long. RefSeq names its product calcitonin receptor like receptor (gene CALCRL). Gene Ontology annotation, molecular function: adrenomedullin receptor activity; calcitonin gene-related peptide receptor activity; calcitonin receptor activity. The transcript has 16 exons. Gene Ontology annotation, biological process: angiogenesis; cell surface receptor signaling pathway; adenylate cyclase-activating G protein-coupled receptor signaling pathway. Bases 2233 to 3636 code for a protein of 467 amino acids. The record is from RefSeq and is a predicted model, not a curated record. Gene Ontology annotation, cellular component: plasma membrane. NCBI's taxonomy places the organism in Eukaryota, Metazoa, Chordata, Aves, Accipitriformes, Accipitridae.
UAUUACCCCAUUCUUUUUUGACAUCUAUUUUUGUGCUAAAGAAAGCAUAAUUCUUGUCAAAGAGUAAUCACUUGUCAAGCAUGAUUGCUUCAAUCAUAGAUUAAAAGAUAGGUCUAUUGCUAUAAAAAGGAAAUAGACACUGGGUUUGUUUUAAUCAGAUUUAUUUUAGGUUAUGCAAGCUAGAUUUAACUCCAUCAAAGUGCAUAUAAUUACACUGUUGUGAAAUGAAUGUGAGAUCAGAAAAUCACCAAAAACCAUGAAGAGAAUGUUAAAGUUGUAAAUGUGUGAAGCAAUGUGACAGAUAUUUGCAAAGAUUUAAAAAUACAUUUGCUGGGAUCAUUGAUUUUUACCCUUGUUACUGAACUAUACUCAUGGCUAGCAAGUUAAUAAUUUCCAGAAAUAUGUAUUAAAUUUUUACAAAAACCAGAAGGAAUGCCUUUCAUGGAAAUAAAUACAGUUGCUUUAGAGAUAACACUAUGCUUACUCUCCAGUUGACUUUGAGGGGUUUUUUAGUUGGAUUUUGGUGGGGUUUUUUAAGACUGACAUGAAACAGUGGUACAGUUCCCACCCUUCUGCAAGGCAUUUCUCUGAUCUUAGGUAAAUCUUUUAUAAUGAGAUUUUUUUAAAGGAAAGGAAAAAAAAAAAAGGUAGUUGGUUUCCUAUUAAGGUUUUUAGAAGCACCUUGCUGCCUAUGAAACAAAAGAUAGCAGGAUAUUUUUGAAACUUUCCUACCUUCUUUGAUGAUGUAAAUCUUUUUUUAAUGUGUCACAUGUUUUCUUUUUAUGCUUAAAACCACCAAGGAUAGUUACACUGCUGUUUGUGAGAGGUGGUGUGGAAAUAAGUAGCUGAAAUAGAUGUGAGGGGCUGAGACACUACAGCGAGGAGCAAGGACAGCAAUGACAGAAUAAUAAAUGAUCUGUUGGACUAAGCUGCCUUUGCCUGUGCACUAGGACUUGCACGUGCGAUUUCAGAAAACCUAUGUUUUAUACGCCUGAUGAACUUUGAACUAAAUGUACAUCAGAAAAUAUUUAUGUAGAGUCUUCUCAUAUAAAAUGUAUGAGCACCACAAUGCAAUAACUAUAUAAAUCAGACAAGUGCAGUUCUGGCAGGAAACCUAUGAACUCCAUAGACUGGUGAAAAGUAGUAACAUCAGUUCUCUACACAGAAUUAAUUUGGUGUGUUGUUACCUGCCAGUUUCACUUCCAGCUUGGUAUUUUCUCAUUCUAGUUCAUCGUUUUUAUUGACCUUACUCUCCAGGUAUCAUCUGUACUCCACGCACGAGGAGUUGAGUCUGUAGAUGUGGGUUGCACUGCGCAGGAGCAGAGCAGUAGGCUAAAUACUUGGACCAGCUGGAACUUGUCGUUGCAGACAAGUGGAGAACCCAAGGUUUAAGCUGCUCCCAGGCCUUUCUGCUUGUAGCAUAGCAACUGCCUUAGCACAGUAGUGUACGUGGCCGCCAAAAGCAGGAGUUGCUUUAGGCACCCUAGGUACAGGAGUCAGGACUUACCAGUGGGCUGAACACUCCACUAAUGCCACAUUUACCCCGCCUCUACACUGACACUGGCUUGUGUCUGCCUGGCUAGGAAUGUAGGCUCCCUCUUGGUCCAGCGACUUGUCCCUGGCUGCCUAGAUUCAACACCUACAAAAUCCACCCUGGAAGUCUAGGAAAAAACAUCCUUUCCAUCCCUGCAGAAACCUGGCUGUGUGGCUGCUCCUCAGCCUUCUAAAUCUCCUGCUUGCUGAGCUCUCUCGCAAACUAACAGGGUCUCCUCACUGAGUGUGCUCAGUCGCUCUCCAGGACUGUGAGGUCUUCUCUUCUUCCAGGACUGUGGUAGCUAGGACAGGACUAACAGCUCUACAGUGCAUUGAAUUAGUUUUCCCUUAAAAAGUCCAAAUUGCAAUGUGAUCUGAUCUUCAUCAACUCCACAAGAAGUUUCUUUUGUGCCCUUCUACUUCAUUCACCACUUUUCAUUCCUGUAUUGCUAAUAUCUGCAGAACAACCAAAUGCAAGAAUAAGAUAAAAAGACCUGUGCAUUUCUCAAAGAAUCUGCCCCGGUUGCUUUGGAGGAAAUAUGCAGGGUGGUGUGAAAUUUCUCCCACUUUGUGUGAUGGGAGCCAACAAGCGGAAGCAAUUUUACAGAGGUUUGAUGAGCUUCCCUGUAUCAUCUGACCUGCAAUAACGUGUUUGAGUUCAUUCAACUACAAUAUAAAUUCGCUGCACCAGAUGUAAAAAUGACAAAAACCUGGAUCACAUCUUUGCUGUUCUUCUUAUCAGUUACUAUGUUUUUUGCCACUGCUAUACCAUCUGAAGGGCAUCAGAAUAUGACAGAGGACUUCGCUCAACUGAGUGUUACACGGAAUAAAAUUAUGACAGCACAGUAUGAAUGCUACCAGAAAAUUAUGCAAGAUCCUAUUCAUAGGAAAGAAGGUCCUUACUGUAACAGGACAUGGGAUGGCUGGUUGUGCUGGAGUGAUGUUGCUGCCGGAACUGUGUCAGUACAGCGUUGUCCUGACUACUUUCAGGAUUUCAACCCAUCAGAAAAAGUUACGAAGAUCUGUGAUCCAAGUGGGAAUUGGUUUAGACAUCCAGAAAGCAACAGGACGUGGACAAACUAUACCCAGUGUAAUAUUUAUACACAUGAAAAAGUGAAGACUGCUCUGAAUUUGUAUUACUUGGCCAUCAUUGGACAUGGUCUUUCAAUUGCAUCACUUCUGAUUUCUCUUGGCAUAUUCUUUUAUUUUAAGAGCUUGAGUUGCCAAAGGAUUACCCUGCAUAAAAAUCUAUUUUUCUCUUUUGUUUGCAACUCUGUUGUAACAAUAAUUUCACUGACUGCAGUUGCCAACAAUCAGGAGUUAGUUGCAACUAAUCCAGUUAGUUGCAAAGUGUCACAGUUCAUCUACCUGUACCUAAUGGGUUGCAACUACUUUUGGAUGCUGUGUGAAGGCAUUUACCUGCAUACUCUCAUUGUGGUGGCUGUUUUUGCUGAGAAACAACACUUGAUGUGGUAUUACCUUCUUGGCUGGGGAUUUCCACUGAUCCCUGCCUGCAUACAUGCCGUUGCUAGAAGUUUAUAUUAUAAUGACAAUUGUUGGAUCAGCUCUGAUACUCACCUGCUGUACAUCAUCCAUGGACCUAUUUGUGCUGCUCUGCUGGUGAAUCUUUUCUUCCUGCUAAAUAUCGUUCGUGUUCUCAUAACCAAGCUGAAAGACACCCACAAGGCAGAAUCCAACCUGUACAUGAAAGCAGUGAGAGCUACCCUGAUUCUUGUUCCACUACUUGGCAUUGAAUUUGUGCUGUUUCCAUGGCGACCAGAAGGCCGGAUCGCUGAGGAAGUGUAUGACUAUGUGAUGCACAUCCUUAUGCACUACCAGGGUCUACUGGUGGCUACAAUUUUCUGCUUCUUUAAUGGAGAGGUCCAAGCUGUUUUGAGAAGACAUUGGAAUCAGUACAAAAUCCAAUUUGAGCACAGCUUCAGCCACUCGGAUGCUAUGCGCACCGCUUCCUACACUGUAUCGUCAAUCAGUGAUGUUCAAGGCUACAGCUACAAUCACGACUGCACCAGUGAACAUUUAAAUGGGAAGGGCUACCAUGACAUGGAGAGUGUUGUUUUAAAAACUGAAAAGCUGUAUGGUUGACUGCCAAAGGUUCGGCAUAUGCCAGUGUGCUUACCCUCGUGAACUCCAAGCGUGAUUUAAUGGCUUCCUGGCCAGAAGAUUUUACCUAACUUGGGAUAUGUUAUUCUCCUGAAUGAUGCAAACUAAACCAAUGUGUUUUUUCUUAUGUAUGUAUAUAUAUGCAUAUAUACAUAUGUUUGUGGUUUUGUAUCUAUAUAGUAUGGACAUCUGUACAUAUAUAUAUCUCUCUCUAUAUAUGUAUGUGCAUUUAUAUAAGGAUACAAACUUUGCCUCUUCAGUUUCUACUGUGUAGACAAAGUUGGCAAUUUUUUGUACAACGGGAAUCAAUGGAGGAUUUCUUAUUUUCUUGGAAGUUUGUAUAAGACUGUGUUGUGUUGAAGCCACUUCAUUUGCCUAUAGAAUCUUGGAGUGUAAAUACCAUACUGUAUGGUCUUAAUUCAACCUAAAAUAGAACAAAGGAAAAUGGUUAAAGUAGGUGCAAUGAUAACUGUAGAUUGUCCAGGUUAAUUCUGUGUCCAGUAUUUGACUGUCAGAAAAGCCUAACAGGUAGUCUGAGAUACCAGACUCGAAGAUAUUGAUGGUUUGGUUUGGUCAGGUUGUUUUCUCCACUAUUUUAAACCAAGCAUAGAGACACCAGUGCAAGUCUGAGACUCUACUUCUGUACUGCAAUGUAAUUAUUUUACAGCAAGCUUUGAGCAAUUUUAUUUAAACUAUUUUUGCAUAUACGGGAGUGUCUCCUUCUCCUCAAGUUAAUGGAAGUUUCUUAUUGGCUUUAACACAGACAAGAUCAAAGAGGCCUUACUGCCAGAAAGAAAAGUAGUAACCUGUGUAACUGUAAAUCCUUCCAGACACUAACACAUAGUUGAAGCUGAUGGAACUUCACUGUGUGCUUAAGGAAUUUACUCAAGAUCAUGUACAGAAUUUGUUGUAGUCAUGCUGUUUUGUUUUAUUUUUAAGUAUUUCCCUGGCCAUAUGCUUGAUAAUUUAUUCUUUUAUUCUUGGGGCAAAGUUUUUUGAUUAAUUUUGUGGGGUGUUUUUUUGUCAAGAAAAGCAUGCAAGACUGAACACAAUGCAAAUAGCAUACUACAUUUAAAGCCAGUGUAUGACGUUCAGACUAAUCAAGCAAAUUAGUAAAUGUCAGUAUUUGGAAAAUCCACCAUAAAGUUUGUCUUAUAAAAGUUCAAAACAUUAUGGAUUGAGAAUUUUAAUAUUAUUUUGGAGUGCUUGACUCUGAAUCUCUAUCUAUCUAUCUAUCAUCUCAGUUACUUAGCUUAGAACAGUACUUCAUAAGUUGUUUCUUUGGUUCUACUGCUGAAUAAAGGCCUCACUGAAAAUGAGGAGGUUGUCAGGAAGGUCUUGAGAAAAUGCUUAUUUAUAGCAAUCUAUGUUUUUGUAAAUCUUUAUGCUUUACAGAAAGAGUAGUUUUCUUAAGUAAGUGAAAUGACAAAAAUGCUCAAGAAUAAGGGCAUGAUAUGAGUUUAGAAAAGUCUUACUAAAAAUCACAAAAGUAGAAAAAGGUUUUAUUGGUUUACUUUGCAGAUAAGUCUACUUCAAGUGGGGAAAAAACAAAAUGAAGUAGAAGAAAAGUAGAUGCUGGAGUUGAUAGACUAUUAUGCUAAUUAAUGCACAUCUGGUGCAUGUAAGCUGGUGAAAAAAAUUAAAGGCAGUUCUUUCUGAGACCAUUUCAGUUUUAAAUAAUUUUGUAUAUGAACAACUUGAUUUUAACAUUCAAACAUUUUUGGCAGUAGCCUUUCUGUAAGCUUCAUUAGCAUCUAGUUAAUUUGCUGUCACAGUGGUUAUUGGUUUGACUUCAUAAGGCUUUAAAUGCUUUGUAUUUAGAAGGAAAACAUUAGGAGGAUGCGGUAAGUAAGUUCACACCACUUACACAUUUCUGUAGUUUUUUUACAGUUCUUAUGUCAGGAGUUUGAACUUAAAGUGUUUUAUUAUCAAGAUUUCUGUUCUUCUGCAAGGCUGUCUGGUUGAUUGAUGGGAAUGAUUUGAAAAAUUGGUUGGAUUUUGUACUUUAGAAUAGUGUGAAAUCUGGCGAUCAGAUGUCACAAUCUCUUAAAUUGUAAGAAUAUAGUAGGGGUAUCUGCUACAACAUGAUUAGAGGUUACUUACAGCUCUGCUUGCUCAUCUGUGUAGUGUUACUUAAAAUCUGUGCAAUGUUCUGAAAAUAUUAGUGGUGCAGAAAAUCCCUGCUCUGCUAUAGCAGCUUUACACUUGAGGGACCAGAUCUUCAGCUGGUAUAAAUCUCUCUUGAGUUCCAUUUUCAGAAUCAAUGCGUACCAGCUGAGAAUCAAAGCCCAGGCAGAUAUCUGUCCAUUCAAAAGUGCUUUGAAGUCCUUUAUGGCAUAUUAUCAGACAAUGAUUUCAAUGGUACCUGGUGGGUUGUUGUAAUUAAAACCUAUAUGACAGUUUAGAGUGUGAUACAAUAUUAGAUUUUGAAUUAAGCUUCCCUCUCAGCUAGGCAGUUCAAAUUUAAUAGCCUAUAAAUUUUUAUCAUUUAAUGCAAAGUACUAGUUGCUAAUUGCUCCCUGUCCUCUGUUAGAGAAACUUUGUAAUGGUAAUUUAGAAGGGAAAAUUGUUUUUACACAGAAAUCAUCCUACUUCUAGGUGGACAAUCACAGCAUGCUUCUAGGCACACAUCUGUCUUCACUUUGGAAAAGAAACACACAUCCAGCUGGAUGUGCAAGAAAAUGUUUGCGGCUGUGGAGGUUUACAUGGCAUAGGAGAGCUACAUUUCCCCCAUCUUCAGGAGGCUAGUUCCUAUUUUGCAUUGGAAAAUAUAAAUUCCCUGUUUUGUCUUCCUACCUCGCCUUUUUCAGUUCCUACAAAAGCAAGGGAAGGGUCUGUUUCUUCAAAUGUUUUUCUGUCACAAUAAAUUAAAUUCAAGUCCUUAUGCUGAUUUCUCAUGGCUUAUUUUCUACUUUACAGAAUGUUGUAGUCCUUAUCUGUAUUCUCUGGGAUGGAAGUAAACUCUGUUUUGGUGGGGCUGUGAGAUUUCUUUGAACAUGCAAACAGUUACCUGUUAUUAUUUGCUCUUUAUUUUUUGUUGUUGUUUAGUGAGGAUUUAUUGUAUCAAUCUACAGCGGCUACAGCAAUACUUGUCUUAUAUUUGGUAUCUGUAAUACCAGCAUGUUAGCAUUCUAUGAGAGGGAAUGUCUAUUUUUCAUGCUACUGUGUCUUCAGUUAAUAAAAUGCUCCAUUGCAGGGUCCUCUCUGUUGUUAGUUUGUUAGUUUUAAUGUUAGCAUUUUUGCUGUGUAUUUUUUCCAUUGUGAUGAUCUACUACAGUAUUUGGCUGUAGAAAUGCUGCAACAUGUACUCCUUUUCAUGUCAUGAAAGUUUUGGGCUGGAAACCAGGCAACAUCGAGUAUUGUACUAUGUAAAUAAGAUAAAUAGAAGCUAUAGCAUUGUAUUUAUUGCUUACACUAAGAAUGAAAGGGAAAAAAUGUGAAAUUUUUUGGUUGUGCUUUAUUUUCACUUUGUUCAUAUGAAUCAUCAUGCAUUUUAAUUGCUGAAAGAACUAUUACGUUUGUGAUCAAUAAAAUAUUACUACAUUUA